Molecule: messenger RNA, 1489 nt
Organism: Diabrotica balteata
Lineage: Eukaryota; Metazoa; Arthropoda; Insecta; Coleoptera; Chrysomelidae
Source: the annotation of a GenBank genome assembly
UUUUAGCCGAAGCCGGAGCCGGAAUUGGUUUCACAUUCUAUAGAUAAAAAUCCGACCAGUUUUACUUGUUGAAAUAUUCACAUACAUAUAUACAAAAGUAAAAACCUAAGUAACAAACUUUACGGGUUUAUUUACGUUUAAGAAAAAAAAUGAGCAAAUUUUCUGAAAACGAAGAUGAUCCAGAUAUUUACGAAAGCUCGGGUGAUGAAUGGAAAGAGGAAGAGGAGGUGAAGAAAAACAGUAGAAGAUCGUCUCAACGUUUAAGUAAAAAGCCCCGAAUGACAGUGGUUGAAUAUGGUAGUAGUGAUGAUGAUUCUGAUAGUGAACCUGCAAGAAAAAAGUCCAAAAACGGUGUGGCUAAAAAGGCAAAAAGUAAAGCUAAAGAUGAAGAGGACGACGACGAUUAUUCAGUUGAUGACGACGAGGAAGAAGAGGCAUUCAAAGAAAAACCAGAAAAAGUUGAAAAUUCUGAAACAAAAGCAACUUCAGCUACUACUAAUAGUCAAAUACAGUCUGUGAGGCCAUUGGGAAAUCGCAAGUUUAUACCAAAAACUUUGUAUUCAGAAGACUACACAACAGGCUCAUUUGUCAUUCUUAAAAAAGAUGCUGAGGGUGAUGCUUCCAAACAUCCAUGCAUAUGGAGAAUUGAUGGGAAAGCUCUUUUGCAAAAAUAUGAGGCAUAUGACGAAGAUGGUAAAGUUAGACAUAAAAAUACAUCCAUAUACACUGGGUGGUCACCAAUGGACAAAGAUCUGUAUGCGCCUGUGACUGUUGAUGUGAUUCAGCAUAACAAUCAGAACCUUAGGGUUGAACUCCACUGGGACAAAUUGAAAGACAUUAAUGCUGACAGUGAUUAAUUUCAGGUCCUUUUUGGGAUCCACUUUUAUUCUUCACCAGGAGUUAAUAUUUAAAAUUUAUCUGUAUAUCAAAAGUAAAGUGUAUUUUAUUGAUAUCAUUUGCCAUUAAUUUAAUACAUCAACUUCGGCAGUUGUAUUUUUUGUUAUAAGCCAGUCUUGAAUUUAAUUUUUUUUUAUUUAAAAAAUAUACUAUUAACUCUUAAAAACUUGUAAUACCCAUAUUGAAACUACAGAAAACAUUUACCUAAACUUUUAAACUAGUUGUAAACAUUUGAAAAUACUUUAUCAAGAAAUGGUCUGUGUCACUAAAAUAUUGGAGACAUUAGAGAAAUAAAUUAUUAUGUCAAAAUAAAUUUUCUGAAAGUUGAGAAAUAUAGUGAACCAUUUUGCAUCCAAAUGGUUUAUUCCAUCACUUACACCAUCUAGCACCAAAACAGUCCAGAUAUUCAAAUUAAAUGCUGAACGGCAUUGGUGUUGCUUGGUUAAGACAAGUUGGGGUAAAUGAGUUCUGGAAUAUGUUAGGUUAAUUUUAGUUUAAUUUAGUAAACUUUGGUUUCAAUACUUUUAUUCCUUAGAUUUUCUAUGAAUGUUCUCUUCCUUUCUUUAAAGUUAUAAAUAAAUUUUAUAAGUAA